UAGAUAUUUUAUGAUACACAGGGUAAUGAUCCUAAAUCAGAGGACAUCCAAAAGUUUUAUGAGGACAAACGUAUCCCUCUUGUUGGUCAAAUGACGUCGUAUGAUCAGCAGAAGAAGUACACAAAGCGUCCUCUCUGUGUUGUCUAUUAUGAUGUGGAUUUCGGCUUUGAACAACGUAAAGCGACACAGUUUUGGCGUCAAAAGGUUCUAGAAGUGGCGAAUGAUCACCGCGAUAUCACAUUUGCUAUUGCUAGCGAAAGUGACUUUGAAAAUGAGCUGAAAGAGUUUGGUCUGGAUGACUCUGGAGAAGAGAUAAAUGUCGGCUGCUUUGACGACAAGAACAGAAAAUACAGAAUGGAGCCGGAUGACGAAUUCGAUGAAGACAGUCUACGUGAAUUUGUAGAAAACUUCAAGAACGGCAACAUCGAAGCCAUUGUGAAAUCACAACCUGCACCAAAGAAGAACACUGGCCCUGUGACAGUCGUAGUAGGCAAUACAUUUGAAGAAAUCGUCAUGGAUCCUAAAAAAGAUGUUCUUAUCGAGCUGUAUGCUCCCUGGUGCGGCCACUGCAAGGCUCUUGAGCCCGUCUACAAGAAAUUAGGAAAACAUUUUAAAGAUCAACCCAACAUAGUUAUCGCUAAAAUGGAUGCAACCGCCAACGACGUACCUCCAGAAUACGCUGCCGAAGGCUUCCCGACCAUCUACUUUGCACCAGCUAACAACAAGCGUAACCCUAUCAAAUACGACGAUGGCGAGCGAGAACUUAAAGACCUAGUGAAAUUUAUAGAAGAGAAGGCUACGGUCUCUCUGACAAAGGCGAAGGAGGAGCUUUAAACUCUAGGUAAAAAACUCAUGUAGACUGUGGCUCUAUUUCAUAUCGCGAAAUAGACGCAUCCAAAGUAUUUGUGAAAGUCUGCGUUUUCGCGGACACGGAAAAGAGAAAGUAGAAAAUGAUAUUUUAAUGGCGUUUUCCGGCUAUUUUUGCAUAGGGCGUACCCAAUUCCACACAUCAGAAAUUCAUUUUAACUGGAAAAUAAACUUAGUGGAUUUUAUGUGUUAUAUUUUAUUUUGAGGAACUCAGCGGAAUGAGUGGCAAAGAAAGAAUUCCUCCUUACAAUAUCAAGCAGACAAGUGAUGAGAAUAAAGGGGAUUAUUAGUUAA
This is a messenger RNA of Stylophora pistillata, 1161 nucleotides long. Its product is annotated as protein disulfide-isomerase A4. Gene Ontology annotation, cellular component: cell surface; endoplasmic reticulum. Gene Ontology annotation, molecular function: protein disulfide isomerase activity. The record is from RefSeq and is a predicted model, not a curated record. NCBI's taxonomy places the organism in Eukaryota, Metazoa, Cnidaria, Anthozoa, Scleractinia, Pocilloporidae. Gene Ontology annotation, biological process: response to endoplasmic reticulum stress; protein folding.